Oryza brachyantha (malo sina) is the source of this 2306-nucleotide messenger RNA. RefSeq lists its product as uncharacterized. The coding region runs from base 201 to 2120 and encodes 639 amino acids. The transcript has a single exon. The record is from RefSeq and is a predicted model, not a curated record. Lineage: Eukaryota; Viridiplantae; Streptophyta; Magnoliopsida; Poales; Poaceae. Gene Ontology annotation, molecular function: protein binding.
UCUUCUCUCCAGCCGUCCACCGCCGCUGCUCCCGAAGAAAACAAAGACAGCUGCUUGGAAACCCACGCGCCUGGCGCCACCAAUCCUCACCCGCCACGGCCAUCCAUCACGCCUCAUUCCGAUCGGCGGCUUCUUUGGUGGCGAGAGAGAGAGAGUUAGUUUUGUUUUGAGUUCCUCGGCGAGGAGGGAGCCAGGGAAGGAUGGGGGAGGGGGUGAAGGCGAUGCUGGCGAAGCCGAUCCAGCUCGCAGACCAGGUGGCGAAGCAGGCGGGGUGGCAGUGCUUCCGGGCGGAGUGCAUGGACCUGCGGUCGCGCGCCGAGAAGCUGGCGGCGCUGCUGCGGCAGGCGGCGCGGGCGGAGCUGUACGAGCGCCCCGCCGCGCGGAUCAUGGCCGACACCGUGCGGACGCUCAACAAGGCCGUGGGGAUGGCGGCCAGGUGCUUCCAGAGCCACUCCCGCCUCCGCCGCUUCUUCACGCUCAACCCGGUGUCCGGCUUCCCCCGCACCCUCGCGCUGCUCGACACCGCGCUCGAGGACGUCGCCUGGCUGCUCCGCAUCUCGUCCCCGCACGCCGACGCGGAAGACGACGACGACGGCGGCCUCCAUGGCCUCCCCAACAUCGCGCAGAACGAGCCCAUACUCUUCCUCAUCUGGGAUCACAUCGCGAAGCUCCACACUGGUAACCUCGCCGCGCGGGCGGAUGCGGCCACCAACCUCGCCUCGCUCGCCCGCGACAACCCCCACUUCGCCAAGCUCAUCAUCGAGGAGGACGGCGUCGCUCCCCUCGUCAAGCUUCUCAAGGACGGCACCGACGACGGCCAGGAGGCCGCCGCCACGGCGCUGGGGCUUCUCGCCCGCGACGAGGAGAGCGUGGAUAAGCUUCUUCAUACCGGCGUCUGCUCCGUCUUUGCAGCCGCGUUGAAACAGCCACCGGUGCGCGUACAGGCCGCCGUCGCGGAGGCCGUCGCGGCGCUCGCGCACCACAACCCGAAAUGCCAGGACUUGCUCGCGCAGACCAACGCCGUGCGGCACCUCGUCGGCCACCUCGCCGCCGGAACUAUCCAAGAACACAGCAGAUACUAUGUUACGGCGAGCGGCUCUAGGAACGGGAAUAUGACAUCCCUUCACUCCGUUGUGCUUGCCAAGACGCUCAGCGUGCACCAAGGUGGCUCUGCUUCCCCUGCCAGUGAGCCGCCGAGCUCGUCGAAUGCUCCGGGUAGCCAGCAGCAAUCAGGCAAGAACCAGAUGCAAUCAGUGGUGCAAUCUGCGAUGGCGGCAAAGACCACGACGAACGGAGGCACGGUUCGGUCCCAGCUGACAGCGAACGGCUCGAGCGGCCGUGGAUCGCGCGAGGCCGAGGACCCGGCCGCCAAGGCUCACAUGAAGGCCAUGGCUGCGAAGGCUCUGUGGAAGCUUGCCCGCGGCCAUGUCGGAGUCUGCAAGAGCAUCACCGAGUCUCGCGCGCUUCUUUGCUUCGCCAAGCUCCUCGAGCAAGGCGACGGCGGCGCCGGCACGGACCUGCAGUUCUACUCUGCAAUGGCGAUCAUGGAGAUCACCCGCGUCGCGGAACACAACCUCGCGCUGCGGCAGUCUGCAUUCAAGCCCAGCUCCCCCGCAGCCAAGGCCGUCGUGGAGCAGCUCCUCCGCAUCGUGAGCAAGGCUGACGACGACGGCCUGCUGCGCCCAUGCAUCACCUCCCUCGGCUGCCUGUCGCGCACAUUCACGGCGAGCGAGACCCGCGUGAUCCGCCCGCUGGUGGAGCUGCUCGACGAACGCGAUCUCCCGGUCACCAAGGAGGCCGUGGUCGCGCUCACCAAGUUCGCGUGCACCGAGAACCACCUCCACGUGAGCCACUGCAAGGCCAUCGUCGACGGCGGCGGCGCACGGCACCUCGUCCAGCUCGUGUACCUCGGCGACCAGGUGCAGAUCGAGGCGCUCAUACUGCUGUGCUACAUUGCGCUGCACGUCCCGGAGAGCGAGGAGCUCGCGCAGGCCGGUGUGCUCGCCGUGCUCCUCUGGGCGUCCAAGCAGGCGCAUAUGGUGCAGGACCUGCGCGUCGAUUCGCUGCUCCCCGACGCCAAGGGUCGGCUCGAGCUUUUCCAGUCCAGAGCAUCGCGGUGAUCGAAACUGACGAGGGCAUUGGCAGCGAUCACCGGAGUUGAAGAAGAUGAGCUAGCCAUUGCUUCAUCACAAAAUCGGAUUAGAUUCAUGUCGAAUUUUCAUUAGUUUUUUUUUCCAAAUUCUUGUUAUGUUGUUGUUAGAGUGUACAUAUCACACCUUCAGAGUUGUUGCUUUGUCUCAAAGAAA